Varroa destructor (honeybee mite) is the source of this 3182-nucleotide messenger RNA. Its product is annotated as ribonuclease Z, mitochondrial-like. Lineage: Eukaryota; Metazoa; Arthropoda; Arachnida; Mesostigmata; Varroidae. The record is from RefSeq and is a predicted model, not a curated record. Gene Ontology annotation, biological process: mitochondrial tRNA 3'-end processing. Gene Ontology annotation, molecular function: 3'-tRNA processing endoribonuclease activity. Gene Ontology annotation, cellular component: mitochondrion.
AUUGGUUCCGUGUGUUGACUAGUAUUGGCUAGAUACAGCCGCUCGAACCAAGCCUUUCCAGCAAUGCGCACGUUCGAAACAAUUCACGCGGGGUAUCAAUUUUCCCGUGGAUUUGUAAGCCGACGAGAAACUUGAAGCACUCGGAAGACAAUGUCCAUCACCUUACGCAUAUAUGAAUAUUGACGUGUACAGAUGCGUUCCAUGAUGUUUGCAUUGAAAGACUUCGGCCAUUCGACUUGUAGCUACCGACUUUUUGGCGCAGUUCGGAACACAAUUGGCCGGACAGCCUGGAAGCAUCGAUUAGCCCAGCAGAAUCAAGAUGAAUGGAUACAAAACCAUCAACCUAAUGACAUCUACCUUCAGAUUUUGGGAAAUGGCACUAUAGGCGGGCCUAGAACAGUGGUUGUUGUUGCAGGCUUUAAACGCUACUUUUUUAACUGCGGAGAGGGAACACAGAGACUCUGUCGGGAGCAUAAAAUCAAAAUGAAGAAUUCCACAGUGUUUCUCACUUCGCCAAAGUGGGAAAAUAUUGGAGGUCUAAUUGGCUUUGUAUUGACUUCACAAGAUGCAGGGAUACAAGAGCUUCAGAUAAAUGGAUAUAAUCACAUUUCUGAUUUGUUUAGAAUCACUCGUAGCUUUGUAAAUCUAGGGUAUUUGAAGCUAAGAACGAACGCUAAACUAGAAUAUGCUGAUGCGGAAAUGAACAUUCGGCAGAUUGUUCAUAGAAAACGAAAAUAUGAUGACCUCGGUAAUUUAAAAAACAUCCAGUUAGCUGGGCAGGAUGAAACUGCUAGUGAUUCCGUAAGCAGUUAUAUUUGUAAACCGAUCUGGAAACCGGCCAAGAUAUCUCUGGAGCUCUGCGUUGAAUUAGGCAUACCCCCAGGCCCACAUUUGGCUCAGUUAAAAGCCGGUCAUGAGAUAACUUUACCUGAUGGACGCAUCGUUAAACCAAGUGAUGUCGUGCAGCCUAGCGCACUGUUUACAACUUUUGUUAUAUUGGAAUGUCCCACUGAGGAUUACAUUGAUUCUUUUCUCGAGGCCGAAGAGUUUAAACCGUACGACCUUGAAGAAGGGGCCCUGGAACAGGAUAUAAAAAACUUAAUUGUUCAUAUUACUCCAAAAAAUGUGUUUGAGUCAGCUAAGUAUAAGUUGUUUCUGCAAAGGUUUUCGCCAAAGGCCGUUCAUUUACAGCUUUGCGCGGAGAACAGUCACGAUCUGAGUGCGCAAGCACAUCGCGCGCAGUAUCAGCUAAACCUGAUACACAAUGAGAUAUUUCCUCUCCUUCGGAGAUCUUCAGUAACGAAGGGUGUAGCUGCUUUAACGAGAUACAAUGUGAGACCACAUACGGGGCUAGACGACGAGACAAAAUUAAAAAUUAUGCCCCAACAGUAUAUCGGAGAGGCAAUGGCAUCACCGAACUUUGAGCAGGAGUUAGCCGAGCUCAAAACUAAGUUGGAAAAGACAAAAGUUCAUGAUCAGAGAGAAUACCCACUAGUGACCUUCUUCGGAACUGGAAGCGCCAUUCCAAGCAAGGACCGUAACGUGUCCGGCAUUUUAUUAACGACGAAACCGAGUAGUCAUAUUCUACUUGACUGUGGUGAGGGCACUUGGGGGCAAAUGAUACGGCACUAUGGGCCAGAAGAUGCCGAAAAGGUCCUUAAGAACCUGAAAUGUGUGUAUGUCUCUCACAUGCAUCCCGAUCACCAUCUCGGAUUAAUCUCGAUUAUCAAAGAACGUAUCGAACUCGGCGUCAAAACACGUCUACGUGUUUUAGGACCACCGGAAUUGCGUACAUGGCUUGACCUCUAUAGUGAAGUCUUUGAGCGGCUCCCUUUCGAAUUUGUGAACUGUCUUGUUUUGUGUAGGGAUAAGCAAGAGCCGUCUUCAGCGGAGCAAAAUCUAAUUCGGAAUCUAUUCUCUAAUUUGGCUGUUAACAAUAUUUCAGCUUGCCUUGUUCCUCAUACGAAGAAUGCAUUUGCCAUUCGUGUCGAUACCAACGGUUACAGUGUGGUAUACUCCGGUGACACGAAAUAUUGUCUGGAUCUCAUUAGACUGGGUGAAGGAUGCGAUUUGCUUAUCCACGAGGCAACAAUGGAGGAUGGCCUCGAGGAGCUGGCAAAGAGAAAAAGGCACUCUACGACAAUGCAGGCUGUUCAGGUCGGGAAUCAGAUGAACGCUAAGUUUACGUUGCUCACACAUUUCUCUCAGCGUUAUUGCAAGCUGCCAAAUAUAGACGAUGCAAUAUUUGAGAAACAUCCCGUUGGCUGUGCGUUCGAUCAUAUGGAAAUUGCCCCCAAGCAUCUUCAAGUGCUUCCUCACCUCUAUCCUUCACUAAAGAGCUUAUUUGCGGAACACGUUCAUCAUAUGAAUGAAAAUAGUAGCGCAUCUAACAUUAUUCGGCGACUUCGACUUAAAGAAGAAGCGCGACGAGAGCAAGAGAAGGAUAAUCUUAAAAAGCUCAUAAAAACAUUAAAAGGAGGUCUUUUAGAACAAAAAUUAGAUGAUUAGGUAUUUCUUCUAACAAUUAAUAGUCAAGUAGUUGUAAAGAAAUAUACUUUUUGUACAUUUGUUACUUUAUAAAGGAAGGCAUGUGUGUUCACUCUAUUCUAUUCUAGUCGAGCAGAUUUAUACGUAGGUAUGUUUUGAGGUAACAACCGUGGCUUUUGAUAUUAGAUUCGAUCUAAAUAAAUGAGAUGAAAAACGAGUAGACUAAACUAGGUAAAAAAUAUUUCGUACUCGGUAUUAGCUAAAAAUAAUUGAAACGUCGAAAAUUACUUGAAUGUAUAUUUUAACGCUGACAAAUAUAGUUCGCGUAUUCGACAACAAAGAGUGGAAAUUAAUGAUCACAGCAAAAGAAUUGAGCGGAAAAUACCGUUAGAGUGAAUCGAUUGCGUUGCAUUGUUUUGGCGUAAUAGAGAUUUGUAUGAACUUCUUGUACGUGGCUCACAAAUGUUUGAACAAGUGUUUAUCAUUGCGUAUUUUGGUUUGAGGAUGUAAGAAAUUCCAUAUCUGCUUUAGUAUCUCUAAGUAUCUGCUCUAGUAAGUUUGCUAAAAGUUGGUAAUCGACGCUGUUGAAAAAGGCACGCUAUGGCAUUAGCCAUUCUUAUCUUGAGUUCUGCACAAAAUGCAGUUUAGUAAGUGCAACGCAAUUAGUCAAGCAUUUUACCAACGAUUUUCGCUUC